UAUAAAGUCCCAUUUUGAAACACAAUGUCAAAUGAAGCCAGUUCGGGGCAGAAGCUUUCUACAACAACUGUCAGUUCGGUUGCUGUUCAUGCCGGGAAUGCCAGUAUCGUUAUAGCUGUACUUAAGUGUGGAAAAUGGGUGAAGCUUCAGCUGGCUGAAUCAACACCAAAUUUAUUAGAAAUUGGCAGCAAUCAAGAUGAGACUAAAAAACUACUACGAGAUCACGAACUCCUCCUAACUAAACUUAAGGCUUUGGAAGACCAAGUGUGGGACCUGCUGCAUGAAGCAGACAGGGCUGCAGAGGAGAACAAAGACAAGAGUCAGGUGUAUGAUGCCAUGGCAGAGACACUCGGAGAUGCAUGGGAUGCCCUCAUCAUUAUGUUAGAGAAGCGACAGGCACUUCUGGAACUUACUUCACUGUUCUUUGAAAAUGCUCUGGAGUUUGCUGUUAAAAUUGACCAAGUUGAAGAUUUCUUAAAAAAUGCUCAAGAAUUCGACAAUAUUGACACUUUGAGAGAACUCCUCCUGCAACAAGAGCAUCACACAAAAGAGCUCUUGGAAAAGUCGCUUACACUUCUAAACAAAAGCCAAGAGCUAACUGAAUUUAUAGAAGGAUUCAAACGUGAGGGGCUAAAUGCAAAUCCUGAGCUGAUUCAGGGAGCCCAUAGCAGCUGCUUGAAAAUUGACAAUCUCCUUGAACUGCUACAAGACAGGCGGCGGCAACUGGACAGAUUUCUUAAACAUCAGCGCCAAGGACUGGAGCAGGUUCUCCAAAUUUGUUUGUGGCAUCAACAAGAGAACAAGGUAACAUCUUGGUACAAGAAGAACAUCAGAGAUUAUGUACACAAGCAAAACCUAGGCUCGUCUUUAUUGGAAAAUGAAGAGUUACUUCAAGAGCAUAAAGAAAUGGAAGUCAAAGUGAAAGAAUGGAACUCCACUGUGGAACAAUUAGAGGCUGAAGCACUUAAGAUUUUGCUUUUGGAGGACUAUACAGAAAAAGAACAUCUAAACCUCACAAAUCAGAAAAUCUGUCUGUUGCAAGAAGAAGUGUGCUGCCAUAUGGAAGAAAGGAAAGCCCUGCUACAAGAGGCCAAUGACUUUUUUAAUGCUGCUGGCAAGGCACUUGAUGCUCUUGAAGGUAUUGAGAAUUACCUUAGAAUCCUUAAUUCAGAAGGCUUAAGUCUGCCUGUCUUGGCAAUGAAGUACGAGGAAUUAAAGGAAGAAAUUAAAGGCUGCACAGCAAGUACUUUGCGAAAAGGACAAACUUUAGUUAAUAAAGCAGAUUCUCACAGCUCUUGGGUAACAGAAAUUCAGAAAAUCAUAGAGUAUGUUCAAAAAAAAGUGGAUCAAUUACUCAGGCAGUGUCCAGAUUAUAAAGAACUUACUUUGAAGAAACAGCAAUGGAGUACCUCACUUGAAGAUCAUCUAAAUAUGGUAUCACAGUCGAUUAAAAAAAUCACCCCGAAGCUUGCAGUUGGUGUGGAGAUUGAUUCCUGUUUGUCUGAGUCAGAAAGAAUUUUGAACAAAUACCUGGAACUGGCUAAUCAAAUGAAGGAAGCUUCACAUGAACUGGAAGCAGCUAAGGGAAUCAUCAAAGAUAUGGAAGAGUUUGAACCCGAGCAAGUGGCAGCUUUUUCUAGCAAAACUGACUUUCUGAAUGAAGAACUGAAAAAAAUUGAAAGAAAUAUUAAUUCAAAACUGAAAAUCCUAACAACUUAUGUAAACUUUUUAAAGUCAGCAGUGGAGGUGAAUGACCAUAUUCAAAAUCUGAAGGAAUUUUAUCAAGCAGAACCACUACAAACAAGCAGGGAGGUUGAAAAUAAAAGUGCAAUAGAGUCAGCUAAUACCAAGUGGCAAAAGACUAUAAAGAUGAUUUUUUCCACUGAAAAUUUGGGUCACAAUUUCCUUAAUUUAGCAAAUAUGGCAAAUGAGAGCUUAAUAUUAAAAGCAGAAAAAACUGUACAAGUAACAGAAGAUACCAUUAUUAAUCUGAGUAAAGGAAAGAAAGAGCUGACUGAUCUUUGGGCAAUCUGGAAUUUUAAAAUUAAUCAAGUAAAACCCAUCAAGCAACAGUGCUUGAUAUUUAAAGAACAACUAACUAAGACUACCCAUGGGCUGAAGAUUCUUCAAGAGGCUCUCAGACUUAUAUCAACAGUUGAUCUUGGAAGCGACCUUUGUAUUGCCUUAGAACUACAAAAGCUUAACCAAAUAAAACCACAGUUUCAGCAACUGAAUGCUGAACUUGAGUACAUGAUAAAAGUAUUAGAAUCGCCAAGUCAGAAAGGAUUUCCUGUGAAAGAGAAUUCUGAGAGAAUAAGUGAGCUUAUUCAUCUACAUCAAAUGGUAAAGAGCAUGAUGGCAGAAUAUGAUGAGAUUUUCAACAAAACAGUUAAAUUCCAUCAUGUUAAAAAAGAACUGGAAUGUUUAUCAAAAUCAGGAGAACUGGAUAUUCCUGAAAUAACUGAGGGCCCUGAAGAUGUACACCAUGCUAAAGCCUACCUUUUGAAUGCUCAGAAGAAACAUACACAUAUCAGACAGCUUUAUAAACUGGUUAUUACCCAGGGAGUGGAUAUCUUGUCUGCAGUACAGCAAACUAAUUGCUUGAAUGUUUCUGUAAAGAAUCUGAAGCAAGAACUUGCUAGACUUGAGUGCGACAGCAUUAACUGGAGUUCCAAAGCAGAUAAAUAUGAGAAAGAACUGUCACAGCAUUUCCAAUACUGUACCAAUCAAGAGGGGAUAAAUGAGCUCAGAGAAUCAUUUAAGGAUCUCAAAAAGAAAUUCAACAAUUUGAAGUUUAACUAUACCAAGAAAACUGAAAAAGCUAGAAAUUUGAAAGUGCUUAAAAUAAAUAUUCAGCAAGUUGAUACAUAUGCUGAGAAAAUACAGGUGCUUAAAAAGAAGAUGGAUAAUUUAGAGAAGAAAUUCAUUGACUCUGCAGCAAAUGAACUUAAUGGUAGAGUCCUCUUGGGGUCAAUUAAUGAGUUACAAAAACAGUUGAGUGACUUUGGCAAAGUUGUGGAGGAUUACAGUCAAAAUCUGAAUCUCAUGGAACAUCUGCAACAGAUGAUGGAAGAGUGUCAAUUUUGCUUUGAAGAUGUGAGUGCAACAGUCGUUAGAGUUGGCAAGUAUUCUGCAGAAUGCAAAACAAGAGAAGCAAUAGAGACUCUCUACAAGCAAUUCAAUAAGUUUAUUGAGUCUACAGUGCCUCAACAAGAAGAAAAAGUUCAGCAGAUUAUAGACUUGGCUAAACAGUUAUAUGGUUUUGAAGAAGGAAAGAAGUAUGUUGAAAAAUCUGUAUCAAAGUACAAAGAAAUUCUUAAUUCUGUUGAUGAGUUGUGUAGAUCUCUGAGAGAAUUUAAGGAGAUUCAGAAAGAUGAGUUUGCUGAAGAGUUGGUUACUGUGCAAAAAGAAGAAAGAAAUAGCCAAGAUGCAUGUGAGGCUGUUAUAGAUGAAGCAGAGGAAAAAAAGCAGCGGAUGGGAUCAGAUAUAUUGCUUACAAAUUCAAAAAGCGUUAGUGAGAAGAGAAAGAGCAUGUCUCCUACCAACACUAAACAGGAGAGGAAUAUUGAUAUUCCAAUUAUCUGCCCAGCUGGUAAGGAUCUUGUUUCACAGGAUACAGAGCUGUCAUCUUCAGCCAAAGAGAAGAGCUCACAGACUGAGUUCCUGGCAGAAGAAAUACCCUCUGGAGAUGAAUAUGAGUGUAUAUCACCUGAUGAUAUCUCUUUGCCACCACUUUCUGAGACACCAGAAUCCAACGUCUUAUUUUCUGAAACAGAGCUAGAAGAGCAGUGCUGUUGUAGUUCUCAUAAUCCGCAUGCCAGUUCCUAUAGCUUGCAAAUACAGAAAAACACUAUUGGUAAAAAGUUGAUGGAAGCAUCUGAUCUCUUAACAAAUUCUGCUUAUGCUGAUGCUACAAAUAUUAGAAUGGAAAUUCCAUCUGAUCAGUUUGAGAAGUUUUAUAUCUCUUCAGCAGAUUUUGAUCCAAAAGUCAGAGCAGAAGCUCCUUUGGCUUAUAGUUUACGAGCAGUAUCUGAGGCUAGCACUGCUUCCUGCACAGUGAAUGCCAAACCAGUAUAUAGCAUGAGGAGUGAAGUGUGCAAAACACAUUUGCAACACCUUGAACUUUGUAAAAGCAUGGCAGAAGCACAAGAACAAUUGCAUGACUUGAAUAACUGUACUAAAACCCAGGACAGGCUGCAUGCUUUGCCUGAUGCAUUCUCAGGUUUCAUGUUUCAAUCAGACGCCACCAGAAGCUGUCAGAGGCAGAUGGUUACCCGAGAAGAGAUUAAAAGUGCAUCAGAAAAGAACAGCAUGGCCAGCCUAACUGGACAGGCGCCUAACUUCUCCCAGCUUCUGUCUAAUGUAACCGUCAUGGAAGGUUCUCCAGUAACCUUGGAAGUAGAAGUAACAGGAUUCCCAGAGCCUACACUGACAUGGUACAAGAAGGGCCAGAAACUGACUGCAGAUGAGCACUUAAAGCUUUUACAAAAGGAGACAAAGCAUACUUUACUCAUUCAGAAGGUGUGUGAUAAAGAUGCUGGCCUCUAUGUUGUUCGGGCUAAAAAUUCUAGUGGCACCAUAUCAUCAAGUGCCAUUCUCCACGUGAAAGUACAGGGAAAACAGCCAAACUUCAUACAAAAAUUUGGACAUACAACUCUACAAGAAGGAGAAGAUUUAAUCCUGCAUUGCACUAUACAUGGAAAGCCCAAACCCCACGUCUGCUGGACUAAGGAUGAUAUCCAAGUGGUAGCUGGAGAUAUCAGUAUUGAGAAAUUAGGAGAUACCUAUUACCUCUUAAAAAGAAAUGUAGUCCUUGCUGAUACUGGGAAAUAUAUCUGUGUUGCCAGCAAUGAAGUUGGGAAGGCACACUGUUCUGCUGUUGUAACAGUGAUAGAGAAAAAUAAAACCCCAGAAAUUUCCACCGUAACUCAGACUAAAUCAGAAUGGAAAGAUGGAUAUUUUUCAGAAAAAGUGAAUGUCACCACAGGUGAACUACUACAAACCCAGGACACGUUUUAUGUGAGAGAUCAAAGGCCACUCACUAAACAUCUCCCAUUAAGGUUUAAAGAGAAACUCUGGCUUCAAGGAGUGUAUCUUGAACUUGUGAGGCCAACAGAGGUUAGCUUCAAUUUGGAACAUGAUCCUGUUCUUCUGCAUGCUUCAGAGGAUCAGAUGGACUGAACUGCAAAAU
Messenger RNA from Cygnus atratus (black swan), 5191 nucleotides. RefSeq names its product coiled-coil domain containing 141 (gene CCDC141). Bases 25 to 5181 code for a protein of 1718 amino acids. The record is from RefSeq and is a predicted model, not a curated record. The transcript has 29 exons. NCBI's taxonomy places the organism in Eukaryota, Metazoa, Chordata, Aves, Anseriformes, Anatidae.